AUGCCCAUUCCUACCACUGUCGAGUACUCGAGGGUGAGAGUCUUCGCCAGAGACGGGCCGCAGGAGUCUUCAUCUGCUCCAGACGGCCAAGGGUGUAUCCAGUGUCCGUCAGCCCUUCCCGCGUGUCCCAAAUGUGCCUCCAACGAGCAGUGUCAAACCCAGAUUCAAACCUGUCAUUCGUGUCCUACCACCUUCUGCACACGUAUAGAAGGUUCAUCCAGCAAAUCCACCCCAGUUGGGGGUAUCGUUGGUGGUGUUAUAGGAGCGUUGGUGGUGUUGGGCCUUAUUGGAGGCUUCCUCUACUAUAAAUACGUGUAUCGCAAGAAACACCCAGUGUUGUUGGGGGACGAUGAUGUGAUGAUGGAGAAAGCAGGCCGAGGAGAUGACUCCAGCGAGUUUGGAGUACAGACAGACACAGACAUCCACUCUACCGCUGGCACAGAUACCAGCGGCAGCGGCUCGCGCGGAAACGACUCGGCCCCAUCCCAGAGAAAGACCGCCACCAACGCAUACAACAGACGGAGAUUGUCUUCGUACGAGUCGUUCACCAGACCCAAGACCAGGUAUGCCAAGGGCGAGGGAAGAAACAAGGAGACUGCUCAGAGAAGAGCGAGACAGAAGAUGAUUGUUGCCCAGGCCAACGCCAGCAGCGGCAUACCCAACGAGAUUUACCUCGAUAGAACUAAUAGAAACUCGGUGGCCACCUCCAUCUCCACGACCAACGCAUCUAAUAUCUUACCGAUUGCGUACAUUCCGGGAGUUACCGUCAGGCCCACCAAGAACAACACCAGGUCCAUCUACUCGUACGAGACGAACUCCAUCUUCUCCGACUUGGACACCAUUGAAAACGCGUCGAUUAUUGGCGAUGUGAUGAGAGCCAACAACCACAGCCAAAACACCACUUACAUGUCUACAGCAGGCGCGGUUGCUGGCGAGAAAAAGCCGGGAACCAUGACUGCCAUCAAGGCCCAGCCGCGCUUGGUGAAUGUGGACAAGAUCGAGGAAGAGGAAGAGGACGAAGACGAUGACAUCACCGACGAAGAUGACGAGGACGAUGGAGAUGACCACAAGGAUAAGGGUCUGGAUGGGUACACCUACACCAGCAGCGUGCACAGCACCACCUCCGACUUCCACCCCACCACGAACGCGGUUCUCACCAACACCAGCUUUGUCAUCCAGGAAAACGACGAGACUGACGACUCGGACGUGGACUCCGACAUAGGCGAGAUCACCCGUGCCACCAGUGUAAGAAAGCCCGCCCAGCAGCCCGACAGCGUGCGCCAAGAUAGGGAGAUCUUGUUGGACAUUGGUCGCGACGGAGAACACCACCCAGAGGAAAUACCGUUGGAAAUCCUCCAUCUCGAGCCUCGCUCGCACGAAAGCGUGGCCACAGGGGCAGGCUCGAUCAUGCUCAACGUGGAGAUCGAUGAGCCGCCUGCUAUCCAGCCACGCGCCCCUGCCAGACCAGCGCCUGCACGUUCCAUCAGCAGUGGUGAAAGAAGUCCGUUCGAGGACCCUGAGUAG
This is a messenger RNA of Suhomyces tanzawaensis NRRL Y-17324, 1524 nucleotides long. It is a transcript of the gene OPY2, whose product is annotated as Opy2p. The transcript has a single exon. Bases 1 to 1524 code for a protein of 507 amino acids. NCBI's taxonomy places the organism in Eukaryota, Fungi, Ascomycota, Pichiomycetes, Serinales, Debaryomycetaceae. The record is from RefSeq and is a predicted model, not a curated record.